Messenger RNA from Dujonia railenensis, 750 nucleotides. NCBI's taxonomy places the organism in Eukaryota, Fungi, Ascomycota, Pichiomycetes, Serinales, Debaryomycetaceae. The record is from the annotation of a GenBank genome assembly.
AUGACAGAAGUUUAUUUUGUUACUGGAGCUAAUCGUGGUAUCGGUUAUGCAGUCGUUGAAGAAUUAUCCAAAAGAUCAAAUGUCAAAAUCAUUGCAACAGUACGUAGCAUUGAGAAGGCUGAAAAUCUUAUCCUGUUGAAAAACAAGACAGGUAAUGUUGAAAUUGUCUCCCUUGAUGUUUCUUCUGAAGAAAGCGUGGAUGCUUUAGAUGAGCAAUUGCAAAAGGUUGCACCAGAUGGAAUUGAUGUGUACAUUUCAAAUGCGGCUCACUUUGAUUGUUUGUACACUGUCAAGGAUGCACCCCGCCAUAUUUGGAUUAACCAUUAUAAGACCAAUGUGUUAGGUCCAAUUUUAGUUUAUCAAGUCUUGUACCCAUAUCUUGUGAAGAAAGAAACAAGAAAAAUAAUCUUCAUUUCAAGUCUGGGAGGCUCAAUAGGUCAAUAUUUCCCAUUGUCAAUUUCAGCAUACGGGCAAUCUAAGGCUGCUUUGAACUACACUGGAAAAGAACUUAGUAGUGAAUUGGAAGCAGAAAACUUCAUUGUGAUCUCCCUUCAUCCGGGAGUUGUAGCCACUGAUGGGGCUGAUGACUUCAAAGCAAAAGUUAAUAAUCCUGCUCUUAUUGAAGCAUUCGAGCAGUUAUCGAUUACUCCCGCAACAAGUGCAAUUAAGCAACUUGAAGUUAUUGACGGACUUACAAAGGAAUCAACCGGCAAGUUCUUCAGCUAUGACGGUAGUGAAAUCCCUUGGUAA